ACUGGGUGCUGCACGGUCAAGUCUUUGAGAAGUAUUUUCAGGUGACGGCUACUAGACGCGGCUUCUCUGUUUUGUGGGUGGCUACUGAUUCUGAUUUCUAGCUGGCCUUGUUUGGUAACCGCAAGAAGUUACAGCAAAAUGGCAACUAUAGUUUUUGUCGAUCAAGAGAAUGGUGAUAUUCGCAGCAUGUUGCCUAAAGAUCAUGGAACAUUCUUGAGCUAUAAUGUUUCAACAGCAAAACCUCAAUCCAGAAAGGGUGUGGUGUCUUUCCCAGGUAAAGUAUUUGGUGAUUCUGAAAUCGUGUCCAAGCCUUCCAGAAAAGCCCUGGGAAAUGUAAAUAAGCAGAUCUUGCAAAACAAAGCAGUGAUGGCGCAGAAAAUCAACUUUAAACAGAACACUGGAUCCAUUGGCAAAAAGGUGACUUCUUCAAACCUGCAACCUGUGAAAGACUUGUAUCCUGAAAUUGAGCACUACUUUCCUUAUAAUCCUUUAGACUUUGAGAGUUUUGAUAUUCCAGAAGACCAUAAACUCAGUCACUUUUGCUUAGCAGGUGUGUCACUCCUGGUUCAGGAUAAUGAAGUUGUAAGGUUUGAUGCCUUAACAAAUAUUCAGCUGUGUCCAUUAGAGAUGCCAUUAUUUAACACGGAUUCAGAUUGCCUGCCGUCUCUUAUCUCUCCAUUAUAUGAAGUUACAGUGGACUUGCCUCCUUUUGAAGACUAUUGAUUUGUUUGACUUCAAUUUGUGUCAAUCUGUUUCAAUUUGUCUUAAGUCUCUAAUAAAAGUUUUUUUUAAUAACUGC
Xenopus tropicalis (tropical clawed frog) is the source of this 799-nucleotide messenger RNA. RefSeq names its product provisional ortholog of PTTG1 regulator of sister chromatid separation, securin. The coding region runs from base 139 to 723 and encodes 194 amino acids. NCBI's taxonomy places the organism in Eukaryota, Metazoa, Chordata, Amphibia, Anura, Pipidae. The transcript has 6 exons. The record is from RefSeq and is a predicted model, not a curated record. Gene Ontology annotation, cellular component: cytoplasm; nucleus. Gene Ontology annotation, biological process: chromosome organization.